Molecule: messenger RNA, 5656 nt
Organism: Amoebophrya sp. A25
Lineage: Eukaryota; Dinophyceae; Syndiniales; Amoebophryaceae
Source: the annotation of a GenBank genome assembly
GCUCAAGGAAGCUGAAAGGCAAUUAGGAAAAAAUAAGCUGCGCAUGUAAUCUGCUUUAUCCUUCAUCUAAAGAUUUCAUAGCAGUUUCUUCUCCACUAUAGAAAAAUAUUGCUCUAUGACAUUCAGAUCCUCUCAAGCAAAACUUCCAAUACUGGCAGAAGCAUAGGAGGAGUAGGGAGAAAUUUGGGGUGGUCAGUCUUUAGGCCACAAGAUGUCACAGCCGCCUUCGAAAGGGCGGCCCCGAGGCAGCAAGCCUCGGUCGCAAAACAUUAUGCUUGGAUGCUUCCUAGACUUGGUUCGUGAUGUAGUCGUGUUUUUGGCUCUUCGGUAGCCACUGAAGUCUGCUGGUUUACCUAGUGGACCCACACCUAACCUAACCUAUCAAAGACACUGACGUUAUACUUCUACUUGUAACUUCUGAGCGUCGUAGGAAUAUGUGAGUCCUCUCUACAGUGACUCCCUAUACAUUCUCUAAUCCUCUCCCCAACAUUGAGGAGGCGUUGUGGCAGCGAUCAUGGGGCAUGCGGAACAAGACUCACUGGUAUAUGCGGAAUCUGAUGCGGAACGUGGAUUAUUACUCAGUGAAGACGGAAGACGAGCCAGCACCGGAUGUGCUGCUGGCCACCAAGGAAGACCUCGCUUUUGCGAAGGAGGAGACGAAAAACAAUAAACAUAAACGGUAUUUGCUUCAGACUUGUUCUUCUUUCCGUAGGCAUUUUAGAUCUCUUCCGUAGUACUUCUUUCCGUAGCACCAAAAUCUCUACGGAAACAAUAAACAUAAACAUAAACGGUAAGCAGUAAGAACUACAGUAAGAUCUUUUGUGAGCACAGAAUGAAGAGUGAUUGAAUGAACACUUUCAUUCUUUCGAGUGUAGCUCUGGUAACACCAAUCAGGUUAAAUCCUCUAGCAGCUUUUGUUAAAUACUAAGUAGCCUACUAUCAGGUUAUCUAUUAGAAAGAAUAUCUGAAUAUCUGAAUAUCGAUCCGAUGCUAAGUAGCCUACUACUUAGAAAAUCUCCAUCAGGUUAAAUCCUCUAGCAGGCGACUUUCCCGACAACUCAGAGGGGGAGGUGCGAUCAUUAGGGAAGAAGGAGAAAAUAGUAGAUUACAUACGAGAUUCCCACCUAGUGAAUGCCGAUGGCACCAAAGACCCCAGCACCUUGGAGCAUGCGAAUAUAGUGGGUACAGUCUACUCUCCAAAUCCAAAUCCAAAUCUGUCUACUGUGUGCGACAACUCUACUGGUACCAUGCUGUCUGUCUGCUAGUAGUAUUUCUGGUUCGACAACUCUACUACUCUGUCUGCUGUUCGACAACUUUACGCACAUUUCUAGGUCCCUCGAAUCUGGCAGAAGUCGAGCACCAAACACGGAAGGGCCAAGUCAUCUACAAUAAGAUCAAGUACCAGCUGAGGAAUUUUAGCGACACGCAGAUACCGAACCAGUGGCAGACCACGAAGCACGAUGAACUGAUGGAGAAAAUACAUCUAGAGCGGAACGCGAUGACCAAGUCUACUAGUGAUUAUGAAGACAUUUUCUAAGAACUAUGGACAAUCUUCUGCCUUUCGACACUAAAGCGGACAAGACAUCUUUAGUUAAAUCCUCGUCUGAAUUUGUAUAAGUAAUGUUGCGGUGGAGAACAUCGAUCGGAGGAUUCCGUGACUACUGGAAAGGAUAUUGUGGGAAGGAUAUUGCGUUGUCUAUUACUAGAAAGACUUUUAAAUGAAUAACGUUUUGUGAUCCUCGCUCUUUCUAACCCCUCUUGCAGCAGCACACGAAGGAUGUCUUGCGAGAGAAGUACGAGUUAGAGCUGGGAAUGCCAAGGCGGCGGACGGACAGGGAGUUACUGGGCAAAAGCGCGAUUGAUAAGAUGAAAAUAAGAACCGAGGAGGACAAAAAUAUGACAGAAUGGGUUAAGAAAUAUAGCGCCUGCGAACGGGAAUGCACGCAGAGUUUGGCGAGGCUGAGGAGAUGCUUGUAUUGGAUUUGACAAAAUCUAGUUUUUUCUACAAACCUCGUUUUUUCAACCAUGUAGGAGGGCAUCAUGGUCUCUUACAGACGAGAAACCUGAGGAGAUGCUUGUAUUGGAAUUUCCUUCUAAGCAAAUUGCGUGGAGUUUUUAUCUCUGAGUUCAAACUCUCCAUUUGAAUAAGCUUCGGCUGACCUCCUACAAAGACCGUUUUUUCAGCUACGAACGUAGUACAUCAUGGUAUCGUGCAUAGAAAAAACCUCACGUGAACAUCAGUGCAUAGAAAACACUUCUCUCCACAGGAUGGAGCCUUAUAGCUGACGCAAAACAUACACCUCUCUCAAUAGGAUGGAGUUAACCGACGUUAAGCACAUAGCAAGAGAAUCGCAGCUAGUCCGGACACAGAAGCUCUCAGAGGCGUUGAGCUAUACUAGGAGUGGGAAGUUGAUUCGACUGCUGAUUCGGGAAUUGAUAACCCUGGAUUGCGCAGACAUCCUCGAGCGAGUGAACAACAAUUUGCAGGUGACAAUACCAUCGUCUUAGGCCAAAUACCUGUCGUGGUAGUUGAUACCCGUAGGUCAUCAAACUUUAUCAACCACAUGAGGCUCGUGAAUGUUGCCUUCUUUAGCCAGAAAUAGUUUCUUGAUCAUUUUAAAAUCGGCGGGUUCGUAGGGAAUAGAAUGGUAGAGGAGCACUAAGCUCCGCCUGCCGCCGGUUUGCGAACUGGAUAAAGCUGAGGCAGCUCUUUCAGUAGCCCGAGAAUACAAAAAAAAAAGAAACUCCAAAUCCAGAUCCAAACUUCUUUUUCAAGUCUCCAAAUCCAAAUCCAAAGGUAGACGUGUCACUUCCGAUGAAGAAGGAUUUGAUAGACUAUUGCAGGGCAGAAAUGCAGUUGUUUGACUUGGAUCUAAACCUAGCGCAGCUCCGGAAGCAUUAUCUAGGUACUUAUCCUUUAUAUAUGGUGACUACUUUUAGCAAACACUUCGAUUUUUCUUGUUUUCUUUGUUUUUUACCUAAGGUCAAGUGGUACUUCAAUUACCUAAAUUUUAGGCUACCUGUGCGUGGUACUUGUCUUCAGGAUACUUGUUGAUAGUUACCCUUUUCUCUUUUCUAUCUUCCUCUGGUCUUUCUCUUUUCUAGUUAGGUCCUCGGCUCCACCACAAUUUAUAGUGACUACUUUUCGUGUUUCUAUUUUUCUCCUUACGGCUCUACAACAAUUUAUAGGGACUACUUAGAUCAUACUCUUCGGGACUACUUACUCAGUACACGCAUUUCCAAGAACUACUCCAGUAGGUACUUCGUAGGAACUGCUUACAGCUCGUUUAGGGAAUUACAUUUUGAUAGCUUUGUUUACACAUCUUGCGGUUUACAUAUGUUCGUGAUCUUGAACAUCAGGCAUCACCGGUAGCUGGUCAGGGCUGAAGGAGCAUUAUGCAUUGAAGCACGGGCGGGCAGGAUCACGGGCGGAAGCGCUGACGGCUUUGUUAUGAGCGAUGCAGAAACACAAACAAUCGCUUUCGAUCUAGAUUGGCAUGUUUGCUAGGCUCUUCAGUAGCCGCUAAAGUCUGCCACGUCGGAUGGUAGGUCCCAGCCUAACCUAAGCUAAACAACUUGAUAUUGAAUAGAAAACAAUACCACGACCUGUAGAGCAAAAAACAAAACGGCCACUGUAACACUCAUCAUCCCCAUCUAACCUCCGUGGACGGUCCUACCAGACGCGCGAUGGAAGCGAAUUUCGACUCGAAAGCGGCUCCCGCAAUACCCAAACCUCGUGUACCAGAGAGGAAAUUGCACAUGAGGUCUGAAAUCUUCGACCUGGAAAAACAUUAAGGCUACCGCUGAAUCCACUUCUUCGACGCCAACGCCAUCCUGGGCUUCCUUAAUUUUAAGGGGAAAAAAGAAGGGUCCAAGGAGUCUCAAGGAUAUGGUUCGCAAGGAUAUGAGUCUCAAGGAUAUGAGUCUCAGCGGUAGCUCUAAAAAGAAAAGGAGCUACUCCUAGAUAGGAUACUAGAGUUCCGAGAGCAGUUUGCGGAAAAAGUGUUGCGCAAAUAUGUCCACAAGAAAACUAGGCCGUUGCAGCCGGAUCCAGACGCGAUGGCGGAAGGUAUCUACUAAUAGAAGCAAAGUAUUUUUGAACAGUCACACCAUGGCGUGGCUUUUGGUUUUUACCUUAGAAACGGCAUGCAUGUUGCAAUCACAUUCGUGCGCACAAAGUCUAAAAAUGAUUUAGAGUGUUCCAAGUCGUUGAUGAUUUUUGUUGUGACUUGGCUGUUUAUGGUACUAUUGAUCAAAAUCAGGAUGAGAAAGGUUCUUCUAGAUACUAGUCAUCAAUUGAACUACAUCUAGCAUGUUGUCGAGAAAAAAUGCUGAGAAAAGCAACAACAGGUCUCCACGUGCUUUCCGUUCUUACGUCUGAGGAGUACGCUAGGGAGGUUUUUGCGGCUUACGAUAGGGGACAAGACGCCAAGGACUUCGGACAGCGAACCAUGGGUCCGUGGCUAUUACAGCAGGACAAUUUAGAGGACAUUAGAGCCCUCAACCGAACACGACCGACAAUGCGAGGCAACGAGAUUAAGUUGCCGUACACACGAGCAGCCACUGCGUGUGCAAAAAUGAGUAAUCUCCGCAUGCCAGGAGUCGGCCCAGUGCGAUGGGGACAUAGAGUCUUCGAUUGAGGUGUUAGUCCUUCUCUUUUCAGAUGUGCAUAACUCAGUUCUUUCCCUAUUAUAAAUGUAGACUAUUGCACUUGCACUCAAUAUUUCACUUUUUACCAUAGAUCACGAAUAGAUCCCUCAUCUUACUUAAAUGUCAUGUUAACCUAGUGGAGCCACAAGGGCUCCCACAGAUAGCGCUACCACGACGCUGCAAAAACAUGCACAACGCAUACCAUGUUAAGGAAAUUCUCACAGUCUUCAAUGUAUAAAUCGGUCAUUGCUGCCAUUUUUUACUCGUUAGAUACACUCGAUACUCGUUAGAGACGGCGGCACAUGCGUCUCUCUUGAUGCCAUCGAAGUUUGGUAAGUCUUCUCCGAUACAACAAACCUUAAAUUCUGGUGUCAUUCUGGUCAUAACACAUUCAUCGAAUAGGAUUAGAAGUCAGAUCACUAGUACAUGAGCUGGUAGCAUAACCUGAUAUAGUUGAGCUUUGAACAAUUUAUCGAUGUAGAGACACCUCCACGUCCAUAGUGGUCAACAUCCUUGAUUUCCACAGUUGCAUGAUUCCUAUCAUUCAAAUUAAAAGUUUUCCUAUGCGGCUCGUCCAAGGAACGGCCGCAAAGGUCAAAAUGUCACCAGAAUUUUUUGUCGCCUUUUUCCGUUGAAUAGCAUCUCAUGGUAAAUUUACUACUAAAACAUUGCAACUAAAACACUUCAUAAUCAAGGCUACAGACACAGCUGGAGAAUGCACAGGCGACUAUUUUCUGUACGCUUUAGUUGGAGAAGAGCAUUGCCAAGAUCUACCUAUUUACUCUGUUACCAUUGGGCUAAUGAACAUAAAAAAUGGAAAGCUUCUCUAGCAACAGAGAAGGAAAGCGAGCUCCUUCACAUAUGAUUCAGAAUGGAUUAUAGUGGCAUCAUGUCAUGUAAUAGUAGUCGCGAGCACUACGAUAAAAACAAAAUGAUUGCUACGCGAGUUGCGUGUGGUAUCAAUCUCUGGUGCGGAAGCCUCAAGAUUUUCGUACUAGCAAAGGAC